This is a messenger RNA of Arachis duranensis, 742 nucleotides long. Its product is annotated as mediator of RNA polymerase II transcription subunit 21. Gene Ontology annotation, biological process: regulation of transcription by RNA polymerase II. NCBI's taxonomy places the organism in Eukaryota, Viridiplantae, Streptophyta, Magnoliopsida, Fabales, Fabaceae. The record is from RefSeq and is a predicted model, not a curated record. The coding region runs from base 103 to 516 and encodes 137 amino acids. The transcript has 4 exons. Gene Ontology annotation, cellular component: mediator complex. Gene Ontology annotation, molecular function: transcription coregulator activity.
GCUCGCGUCUCGCCGCGCAGCCCUCCGCCAGUGAGUGCUCGAGCUGUGCGUGGUUGUCUCUGUUCGAUUCUGCCAGAUCUUAAAUUUUGCUCCUCGGCUUUAAUGGAUAUAAUUUCUCAAUUACAAGAACAAGUUAAUUUAAUUGCACAUCUUGCUUUCAAUACCAUUGGGACCUUGCAGAGGGAUGCUCCUCCUAAUCGGCUCUCCCCACAUUACCCUGAACCACCUCCACAUCCUACGGAGGAUGGCUCAAACUUUUCUGAACAGCCCAAGCUGAUGAGUGCUGGUUUGGUGAAGGCUGCUAAACAGUUUGAUGCAUUGGUUGCGGCACUUCCAAUAUCUGAGGGAGGUGAAGAAGCACAGAUUAAAAGGAUUGCUGACCUACAGGCUGAGAAUGAUGCUAUAGGCCAAGAACUACAGAAGCAACUCGAAGCUGCAGAGAAGGAAUUAAAUCAAGUUCAGGAUUUGUUUAAACAAGCGUCAGAUAACUGUUUGAAUUUGAAGAAACCUGAAUGAAGAAACUGGAAUGGUUCCAUUGACAGGGGAGAUUGGCACUAUGAUAGCCACAACUUUAUCUCCAGUUUGACAUGAAUCAUGAUCUGCAGUAUAAUCUUUUAGAAGCCUUUGUUAGGUUAUUAGAUUCUUCACCUGGAUGAGGCUGUUGUAGCCACUCUAUCAAAUUGACAUUUAAUUAUGUUGUGUUAGAAGUUGGUAAUGUUAAUAUUAUUAUAGGGAUUUGUUA